This is a messenger RNA of Raphanus sativus (radish), 2293 nucleotides long. RefSeq names its product transcription initiation factor TFIID subunit 12b. Gene Ontology annotation, molecular function: DNA binding; protein heterodimerization activity; TBP-class protein binding. Bases 69 to 2039 code for a protein of 656 amino acids. Lineage: Eukaryota; Viridiplantae; Streptophyta; Magnoliopsida; Brassicales; Brassicaceae. The record is from RefSeq and is a predicted model, not a curated record. Gene Ontology annotation, biological process: DNA-templated transcription initiation; RNA polymerase II preinitiation complex assembly. The transcript has 9 exons. Gene Ontology annotation, cellular component: SAGA complex; transcription factor TFIID complex; SLIK (SAGA-like) complex.
GAUAUUUUCUGGGAAAAUUUUCCGAUUCAUGAGAGAAAAAAAUCGACAAAAACCCUGAUUUGUCUCUAAUGGCGGAAGCAGCAAUUCCUUCAUCUUCUUUAUCACCCAAGUCUCUCCAAUCCCCCAAUCCAAUGGAACCUUCCCCCGCAUCCUCCGCACUUCCACCCUCCUCAUCUCAACAACACAUGACACCUCCACCGAUCUCGAAUUCGGCAGCGUCUCCGGCGGCAACGACCACCACCGAAGGAGGCGUAGCGAUCCAGAACAACAACAUCACCAAUCCGCAACCGAACUCAGCCGCCGGAGCUCAGAUCCCGUCGCCUUCUCCGUUGGAUCAGCAAACACAACAACAACAACAACUCGGUGGUGGUGGUCAGACUCAGCAGAUUAUGCAGCAAAUCUCUUCCUCUCCGAUUCCUCAGCUCUCCCAGCAGCAACAGCAGCAGAUUCUCCAGCAACAGCAACACAUGAGUCAGCAGCAGAUUCCGAUGUCGAAUUACCAUAUAGCUCAGUCUCUCCAGCGAUCCCCUUCCGUCUCUCGCCUCAACCAAAUCCAGCAGCAGCAGCAACAGCAGCAGCAAGGUCAGUACGGCAACGUUUUGAGGCAGCAAGCUGCUGCUGGGAUGUACGGGACGAUGAACUUCGGUGGUGGCGCGGGUUCGGUUCAACAGCAGAGUCAGCAGAUUGGUGGUAACCCUAAUUUGUCGAGGGCGGCUUUGGUUGGCCAGAGUGGUCACUUGCCUAUGCUUAACGGCGCUGCUGGAGCUGCAGCUGCUCAGAUGAAUAUUCAGUCCCAAUUAUUGGCUGCUUCGCCGAGGCAGAAACCUGGGAUGGUUCAAAGUGGGCAAUUUCAUCCAGGAAGUUCUGGACAACAGUUACCGGGUAUGCAAGCGAUGGGAGUGAUGGGGACACUUAAUCUGAGCUCCCAAAUGAGAGGUAACCCUGCUCUCUAUGCUCAGCAGCAGCGAAUCAACCCUGCUCAGUUGCGACAGCAAACCGCUCUCACUUCCCCUCAGGUCCAGAACCUGCAGAGAACACCUUCUUCCCUCGCUUUCAUGAAUUCUCAGCUACCGGGUUUGGUCCAAAAUGGACAAGCUGGCAUGCUACAAAGCUCCUUGGCGCAGCAGCAGCAAUGGCUGAAGCAAAUGUCGGGAAUAACCAGUCCCAAUUCACAAUCAUUCCGGCUCCAACCGAGUCAAAGACAGCAGGCUCUACUGUUACAGCAGCAAAUGCCUUCUGCUCAGUUACACCAAAAUCCUAUGUCCAUGAAUCAGCAGCAGCAAAUGUCACAGAUGAUGCAUCAGCAGCAACAAUCACAAAUGGGCCAGGCUCAGAUGAACCAAUCCCAUCAACAGCAGCAACAACUACAGCAGAUGCAGCAAAACCAACAGCAGAUGCAGCAGCAGCAGCAGAUGCCAAUAAAUCAACAACAGCCAUCUCCAAGGAUGAUGAGUCAUGCAGGUCAGAAGUCUGUUAGUUUAACAGGCUCACAACCAGAUGCGACACAGUCCGGUACAACAACACCAGGUGGUAGUUCCAGCCAAGGAACAGAAGCAACUAAUCAACUUCUUGGCAAAAGAAAGAUACAGGAUCUCGUCUCGCAGGUGGAUGCGCAUGCUAAAUUGGAUCCUGAUGUUGAAGACCUCCUUUUGGAGUUAGCGGAUGACUUCAUUGAUUCGGUGACUUCAUUUGCUUGUAGCUUGGCUAAGCAUCGUAAAUCAUCCAUACUGGAACCAAAGGAUAUAUUACUCCACCUAGAGAAAAACUUACACUUGACAGUUCCUGGAUUCUCAAGUGAGGAUAAACACCAAACAAAAAACGCACCAACUGAUCUCCACAAGAAGCGAGUUGCAAUGGUGCGUGCUUUGAUGGAAUCCUCAAAACCGGAGACGAAUGCGAGCAAUUCUAAGGAAACUAAUAGACAAGUGAUGGUUAACCCAAAUGGUCAAAACCAUCUCUUAAGACCAUCACCAAGUUCAGAGCAAUUGGUUUCGCAGACAUCCGGUCCUCACAUGUUACAACAUAUGACACGCUACUGAAGGACUUCAAUACACAAGUCUAUGCUACGUUCAUCUUCUUGGUUUCAGGAGUUUACACUUCUAUCUAUACCAGAUAUUAAAGAGAGUGAAGGCACAAGGAGUCAAGUUAAACUGUAUGUAUAUUAUAUAUAUGAGUCUUCUAGGCAAACAAAUAAAACAGUUAUUUCUUCCCAUAGUUUGAUCUAUUUAAUAGUCACAUACAGUACAUUGUAAUUGAUAAUGAUUUGCAUUGAAGUUUUUGGGAUUUAUCAUGA